AUGCUAUUUGUUGUCUCCCUUGUUUGGCUCUUUCUCUCCGCUCUGCCCGUAGCCAGUGAAGCUGUCAGCGGUAAGGGGGACUGCACAUGUGGUUUCUACGAUGAAGGUACAGGGUCACUAUUUACAGACUCUAUCAUUGUCUACUUCAAUGAAACGAAAGACCUUCCAUCCGAGUUCAUCGCCGAACAGUACAAUAACAAGUACGAGAAGGACUGGAACGCCAUAUACCGUCAAGGUGCCGAUCCAGCGAACCUCCAGCCCAGCAACGAGUCAAUCCAAUUUCUUGUGCAGCCACCGACUGAUGACCACAUCGUCCAAGGAGCGGGGCUCCGCACAGCGAGACGCGACAUACAACAUGGCUCUUUCCGCACACUCAUCAAGUCGCCGAAACGCACGUCCGCCGGUUCCGCGAUGUCCAUGAUGUGGCAGUUUAAUGAGACAGAAGUCACAGAGCUCAGUGUCAUGAACAUGAACGAUGCUUCAGAAGCGUGGAUUGGCACCUUUGUUGGUGGAGAAUUCACCACGCGCGACCUUGGAGUGAAUUACACACAGCUUCUGGAAGACCCUGUAGCAGAUCGCAGUUACACGACACUACAAGGGCGUCUCAGCAAUAAUAGUGUCAAUCCCUGGGACUUCACCGAGUAUCGCAUCGACUGGACGUCAGACUACAUCAACUUCUAUGUAGGAGGCAAUCUCACCCGACAAAUCCUACAUAAAGAUAACAAGGGCAUGCCAUCGGUUCCUUCCACCAUAUAUCUCAAGCACUGGUCUACCGGUAAUCGCUACUCAAUGAGAGGCCCUCCUAGACGAGUAUCAGUGGCUGAAGUUGGCUGGACUCGCAUGUUCUUCAACUCAUCGUCGACUACAAAGGAAGUUCGCGAGGAUUUUAUUGCUAAAUGUUCGGUUUCAGACGCAUGCAUGAUGGAUGAUAGCACCCUACGCGGCUCUACAGAUUACAUCAACGAAGCGACAAACAAAUGGCGCCAGGAUCCACCCAGGAGCAUCAAGCGUAUGCCCACGCUCUGGAUCUCGAUAGGUUGUCUUGCAAUCUCCACUAUCCUUCUUAUCCAUACUUUUAUCCGUCGUGUGACGCAGCCCAAACCUUCGGAUCACGGAGUUGCUUCAGCUCCGACUCAGUCUUCGGCCACAGCGCAGGAUACCGAGGAUGUCUCGCCUGAGGUUGUCGAACUCAGUUCCGAAUCCAGUGACAAGAAGUCGCCGACAUCGAGUCGACCAACGUCGUCUAAAUAUGAGUCGGACGACCUCACCAUCGAGCCGAUUGGGCCCAGUACUAGUGCUUCGAUGGUUGGAGGUGCGACACCUUACGGGCCUUCACGAGCCAAUUCUGUACGCUUCGACAGUAGUGCGACGACGCCACGCAUGCUGUCUCCGUACAACAGUACAUACGAUCUUGCACGAGAUGGACUGCCCACUUUGAGCGAGGGCAACCUCUCCUCGACAUCUAGGAACGGAUUUUCGCCCGCCAUGGUCAAGGGUCAUAAAGGUUACAUGAACAACAUGGCUUCUGAAGUGACCAUCGCAGUGCCACACACCUCGCAACAGACGACUGACAAGAUCCAAAUGGAGACUGUUACUGAGUCAGCAAUGCCGGCUCCUCGCAUGAGAGCCCAGCCGCCACUACCUCGGGAGCGCAUCGAUUACUUGGCUGGUUUGGUGGCACUGUGUGCUAUCGUUGUCACUGUCAUGCACUUUGGUCUUACGUUUGUCCCCGCCAUUGUCAUUCCAGGUGCUCCACAGCACGCGAGAUCAGAGUACUGGGCGCAGAAAAUUGUCGCCCCUUUCAUCCUUAAUCAGAUGUGGCUGGGUGUGUUCUUCACGACCUCUGUGCGAUUUCUGACUGCUUCCUACCUAAGAAAAGGCAAACUCGAGGACGUCGCCAAAGCUGCUGUGCGCCGAACACCCCGCCUCAUGAUCCCCGUUACUACUAUCGCUCUGCUGGAAUACUUCCUCAUCGAUGUUGGCGCGACCAAGUACCUCCGCUACAUCCCGUCCUUGACCUGGUCGACUUGGCCGUACGUCACGCGUUACGAGAACUUUGGCCAGUACAUCUCCGAAAUCCUCGAGCUUAUCUACCUGAUCCCAAAUGCGGUGCCGCAGAUUACUUUCAACUACUGCACCGGUGUACUCUGGACCAUUGCAGUCCAACUCCAGGGCUCCUGGCUCGUCUUGCUUGGUGCGAUUGUUGUCCGUGAGAUGAAGACGACCUGGAAGCGUAUUGCAUUUUACAUCUUCUGCAUGCUAAAUCACUGGUAUGCGCGAUCAUGGGGCACAUACUUAUGGCUUGGUCUCCUGCUCACUGACCUCGACGUCACCUACAAGUACAAGAAGUGGUUGUACGCACGUCCAGGAACCUACUACCCGCUGCUCACACUUGCUUGGCUUUGUGUUGCAUUGGGCUUCGCAGUCAACUUGCUGCCGAACUGGAUGGACUUUAACUUUGCAACGGCAGAGCACGACAUCCAUCCAGAUGAGGCGACUGGUGAAGCUCUGUUGCAUACAGACAACGCUGGGUACCCACCGUACUACUCACCUCGUCUGAACGGCCUUCUUUUUGCUGGUGGUAUGCAAGCUAUCGUCGAGCUCUCAACCUGCGUUCAAUGGCUGCUGUCCACACCGCCUCUGCUCGUCCUCUUUCCCCACAUCUUCACCAUCUACCUGCUCCACGGUCUGGUCUUCUGGAGCUGGGGAAGCUGGCUCUUGGUAUUCCUUGCGAAACGUGGCUUUACGUAUGGUGUCAACGUUGCGAUUGUCGGUGUGACGUCCUAUGCGGUCCUCUUUCUCUCUCUACCAAUCAUCACACCUAUCAUCGAAGCGCUUGGCAAGGAUAUCACUGCCUUGGUAUGGAUGACAGCUCAAGAAAAGAGUCCGCCCCGUCAUAGGACACUCUUCCCAUUCCCUGACAACCUUUUUCAAGGUCGUGAAAUCAACGGUGACGCCAAGGUUGAUGUCGAGGCAAACUCGAGUAACCGCAGCAGUACGUCCAUUUUCUUGGGCAAAGGUGAUGAGAAAGGGAAAGUCUAUGAGGUCAGUCCUACGAAGAGUGAUGAGAUACGGCAGGAGAAGUGCAACAAGGAUGCUGCACGCAUCUAG
Ascochyta rabiei is the source of this 3111-nucleotide messenger RNA. RefSeq lists its product as uncharacterized. NCBI's taxonomy places the organism in Eukaryota, Fungi, Ascomycota, Dothideomycetes, Pleosporales, Didymellaceae. The record is from RefSeq and is a predicted model, not a curated record. Gene Ontology annotation, molecular function: hydrolase activity, hydrolyzing O-glycosyl compounds. The coding region runs from base 1 to 3111 and encodes 1036 amino acids. The transcript has a single exon. Gene Ontology annotation, biological process: carbohydrate metabolic process.